CGGUACAGCGCCUCAGAGCUCUCAUGCUGCAUGUUUUAGCGGGGUCCUUUCCCUCACCGCCACCCCAGAAUGGUCAAUUGCUAGGUCGCGCUCGCCGGCAGAAAACUGAAUUUUUCCCCCGUCGAUAAGCCAGCCACACAUACCACCCACCAUCGACAGAUCCAGUACAGACCAAAUUUCCUGUCUAUCAUUGCAAACAUGGCGCCCGAACUGAGAAAAAGAUCAAAGUCGAAAGCGGCGGCCGAGAGCCCUGCAGUCAAGAGAACUGACAAGGCCGGGAAGCGCAAAGCCACUGAGGAAGCCUCACCUAUCGCGGUGAAGAAGCAGAAGGGCACCGAGGCUGUCGACAAGCCCAAGUCCAGGAGCAAAAAGCGCGCCGUCGAGGCUGCCGAAACUGAGCCGAUCCCCACACCCGUGAAAAAGAAAGAGAACAAGAAAGCCAAUAAGAAAUCAAAGACCGAAGACGUUGAGCCUAAGGAAGUUGAGGUCGAGGUUGAGGCGGAAGAGGAUGAGACUAUCCUGGUGCCGGCGGAAGACGGAUCCGACUCGGAAGAAGAAAUCGACGAGGACAUCCAGGCCCUAGCCGCAGGUCUGGACCCUGACGAUGCCGAAGACGGUCGUGUGGUCGAUGGUCCCUCUUACGAGCCCGGUCAGGAAGACGGCAAGAUUCCCAAACUGUCGAAGAAGGACAAGAAAGCGCUAGCCGCAAAGAAGGGCACGAAAGAGGAGCCGGGCGUCAUCUAUGUCGGCCGCAUACCUCAUGGUUUCUACGAGCAUGCUCUCAGGUCGUACUUCAGCCAGUUUGGCCCCGUAACGAGGCUCAGGAUGGCGCGGAACAAGCGCACUGGAGCGUCCAAGCACUUCGCCUUCAUCGAGUUCGCGGACGAGUCUACCAGCGUCAUCGCGGCCAAGACCAUGGAUGGGUAUCUACUGUAUAACCACAUCCUCAAGGUCAAGACGGUGCCCCGCGACCAGCUGCACGAGGAUGUGUGGAAAGGGGCGAACCGGAGAUUCAAGAAGACCCCAUGGAGCAAGAUCGAGGGCAAGAAGCUCGCCCGCCCAUUGACGGAGGCGGGGUGGGAAAACAGGAUCUCCAGGGAACAGAAAAAGCGGGCGAAGCGCGCCGAGAAGCUCAAGGACCUGGGCUACGAGUUUGAGGUACCACAGCUUAAGGCGCCGCCGGCGCCGGUGGAGGCGUCAGAGCAAAAGACGGCCGAAAAGCCCAAGGCGAUCGAGGAGGCCCCGUCUGCUGAGGCCAAGGGCACCGCGGAGGAGGAUAAGGAAGUAAAGGCUCCGGCGGCUGAGCCCAAAGCUCAGAAGGAGAAGAAAGAGAAGAAAGAAAAGGCGAAGAAGGGAAAGAAGGUCAAGGCUUGAUGGACGCCGUAAUUGUAGGCCGUGUCAAGGCAUGGAGUUCGGAAUCGGGACAUGUUUUCUUCUGGACCUUUUAUGUUCUUCUUUUCUCAUUUUACACGUCUCUUUUUUCGUUUUCACUUUCAUGAGGACCUGGGAAAUUCUGUACGCUCAUAGCGAACCCGAUGCACCCGUCAAUAUGCAGGCAAGCAUCAGGAUUAUAAAGGGCGGCUGUUGUUCUACUUCAGCCUCCAUUGCGAAAAAGACGACGGGAUGAAUCUUGUUCAAUUGCAAAGUCGGCGAAGAUGUAUAUGUAUGAAGAAGGAAAAGAGGGAAUAAGAAAUGCGUUCUGUUGAGGGGAUGGGAUGACUUUGAAAUUCGCAGCCGACAUCACGUGCUCUGAAUGGCCCGUGCAUACUAGCAGCAGGU
Molecule: messenger RNA, 1779 nt
Organism: Sodiomyces alkalinus F11
Lineage: Eukaryota; Fungi; Ascomycota; Sordariomycetes; Glomerellales; Plectosphaerellaceae
Exons: 4
Coding region: 199-1374 (391 amino acids)
Biological process (GO): maturation of LSU-rRNA from tricistronic rRNA transcript (SSU-rRNA, 5.8S rRNA, LSU-rRNA)
Cellular component (GO): nucleolus
Molecular function (GO): RNA binding
Source: RefSeq, a predicted model, not a curated record